Molecule: messenger RNA, 3342 nt
Organism: Penaeus indicus
Lineage: Eukaryota; Metazoa; Arthropoda; Malacostraca; Decapoda; Penaeidae
Product: glucoside xylosyltransferase 2-like
Exons: 9
Coding region: 139-1335 (398 amino acids)
Biological process (GO): protein O-linked glycosylation via N-acetylgalactosamine
Molecular function (GO): UDP-xylosyltransferase activity
Source: RefSeq, a predicted model, not a curated record
CGGGGAAGCGCUGGAGAACAGUUGUCAGGGGAGAAACAAGUGACUUUGAAGUUUUAGAUAUUUUAUAUAAACCGUUUUAGUGUAUGGCAGAAAUCAGAGUCUGCAGCGACGUAGUUGUCGCAGCAACCGUUUGAAGGAAUGGCCUUCAUAUCAUAUAUCCGAACAAUUCGUGCAAGAGGUCGGCCGGUUGUCCCUUUAGCUCUUGUCCUCUGCAUCUAUACUUUCGCCAAAUACAAUUUUUCUCGCGACAAUGGUCGCCCAGCGAGUCUUAAUCCUGAAGCUCUGACUUCGAACACAGAAGCUUUUUCCAGUGUUGGUCAGAAUGGGGAGACGCAGACAGCCAGAAAAGAAUUGGUCUUCUUCCUCAUUCAAUGUGAAGGUACACCAACAGCCAACCAGGGGGGAAAUAAGGCAUCUGAUAUCGGUCGUCAGAUUCGUCAGGCCGCUGUAAUGCUGAAGUCAGCGGCCGCUUUGACCUCAACCUUUCUCAGGUUCCUGGUGAUUGCAGAUUCAAAGUCUUUAUACCAGCGGCUGGUGAAUACGACGUCGAACUGGCCUAUCGAGUACCAACAGCGCCUCUCCUUCGAGUACUACAACGUGUGGUACCCUCCGGGACGGGAGGAUAUGCGCAACAUGUUCCGGGUGUGCGCCACGGAGAGGCUCUUCCUGCCGGACAUGUUCCCCGACCUGGACGCGGCCAUUUACAUCGACACCGACCUCGUGUUCCUUCGUCCGCCGGAGGACCUGUGGGCCGAAUUCCGAAAGUUCAACGAUAGGCAAGUGGCUGCGAUGGCACCUUGUCUCUAUCACUAUGGCUCGACAAGGAACAAGAUCCCCUUUUACGGGUCGUCGGGCCUCAACGCAGGUAUCAUGCACAUGAACCUAACGCGCAUGAAGAGCUUCCCGGGAGGUGGCUGGACGCCGGCUGUCAUGAAGGUCUUUGACAAUUUCAGACAAAGGAUCAAAUUGGCUGAUCAAGACAUGCUGAACAUCCUGUUUCAUAAGCAUCCGCAGAAGCUUUAUGAACUGGGGUGCGAGUGGAACUACCGCGUAUGGCAGUGUUCUCAGGGGAGUAACAUGUGCCCUCAGGCAAGCACCAACGGCGUGUCCAUUCUGCAUGGCAACGCCCUUGCUUUCGUCAGCGGUGCGGAAAGGAAAUUACAGGCGGUGUUCGAUGCAUGGGAGCGACAUCAACUAGGAGAUUCACUGCGUGGUCUCUUAACCUCACUCCAGGAGGACCUCGCAGAAGUUAGUAAGAAGGGCUUGCAGUCCAAAUGUGCGAAGAUUUCUAACAUUGAUGCUAUCCUAACUAAGGAGUUUGAGAAACAUGUAUAGGGAAUUUCGGAAGGUAGGCAACAAAAAGCAACAAUGAAUGAGUGAUUAAAGAAAUGGUAUUGAUACUGACUGAUGUUAUGAAAUAAGCAAGGUGUUUAUUUUUUUAAACGAUAAAGUCUUCGAAGUAUUACAUGUUUCGAACUUUAAAGCUUGGACUUUCAUAUAUUUUUUUAAAUCCCACGCUGUGUUGACAAUAUAUUUUAAUAUAAUUAUAUGAUUAAUGUUCUUCCCGUCUAUCUAUUCAGUAGAUUAGGUUCAAAAUAUUAUAUAAUAUUUCUUUAUAUAUACAAUAAAAGUAAAGAUAAUACACAAAAGAACAUAAAGGUAAAAAAAAUAAGCGUGCUACACAGUUUUCACAAAACUUUUGGAGUUAAUACUAUCAGACAAGCAGUUCAAGGUACGUACUGUAAUUACAUCGAUUUAACAUGAUGCCAAAGACUUGCAUGAAAUAUAUAUCCCAUCUCGAUAAACGACAUGCAUAAUCCAAACCACAAGUCAACAUUUCUUCCUUCUAAAUUUCAUCAGUUAUUCAUUCACUUUCGUAUAAACUCUGGAAGACGGUUUUGUCCCUCGUGUAGGCAUUUCUUCCUCGAUUUUUCAGGUUAGUCGGAGUUUUACCCUCGCGUGUUGAGGUCUUCCGAUAUUUUUCCCUUUAUUUUCACUUGCUGUUGCCGGUCUUCGCUAGAUUUAAACUAUAGCUAUUGAGCCUGCUAACCGUCUCAUUAGAUACUGUGUGAAUGGCUUCAUAGAAUCGAGCAUCUGGCCUAGUAAAUUGUGCAGGUUUAGGCGCUGUAAAAAAAAUAAUAAAUCCAUUGCUGCUACCAUUUUUAUUAUUGUUAAUGUUAUGUUAAUGUUGUUAUUAGUAUCAUUAUUAUUAUUUUCAUUUUUUUAUAAUUAUUGAUACUAUCAUCAUUAAAUAUAAUAAUCAUCAUUAUUAUUAUCAAUCAUCAUCAUCAUCAUUAUCAAUCACCAUCAUCGCCACAUUACCAUCACCACCACCAUUACUAUCAUCACCAUCACCAUUACUAUCAUCACCAUCUUCGUGAGCACCACUACCACCACCACCAUUACCAUCAUCAAUUUCACCUAGAGAGCCUGUAGAUCUACUAUCGACGAUUGCGAUUUGCGAAGUUCUAGCUUCGCCCGGCCUGUGUCAGCUUUUUAUGGCUGUCUCAUUUUGUUCUCGACACUCGGUGCUUACCGUGGCGGUGGGAUUGCCAGCAGGCGCUCCUGCUGCCAUGGUGUAAGCGAAUCGCAGUCUCUUUACCAGCACUGCGGCUGUUGUCGGCUAAAAGAUCACAGUUUUAUUAGUAAUAUGGAUAAUUGAUAGAUAAUAAUGAUGACGAUAAUGAUGAUUUUUGAUUAAGCAUUGAUAUAUUGAAAGUGCCAAAAAGAAAUGGUGAAAAUUGCCUCUCUCAUCCUGUACAUACACGCUCAUUGAUCCUUCAUGGCUUAUGACUUACCCCGUGUGUUUGCUCCUCUAUUUUCCCUGACCCACCAAAAUCAUACAAUCUCCCGCUUUCUGUCCUCCUAAAUUAUUUCCUUUGUAGUGCAACCUUAUGGUCUCUCACGAUCAAGAGUUUACCUUUAAAAAAAAAUACGUUGGUAGGCUGCCACUGUCCGAAUGAGGGAUCGGAACCCAUGUGUAUGCGACACAGUAGAAGACGUGUAAUUUAAAGUGUAUGUGUGAGCGUCAGCCUGUGUGUAAAAGUGCAGUUAAACCCAUGUGGGACUGACUGAGUAGGCGUGGUAAAUUUCAAGUAGUCCUUCAUUUAUGAUGUAUUAUCUAUUUAUGGUUAGAGGCUGCUCUCAAAACCAACUUUCAUAGAUAUAUUCAUCCAAACCUCUUAUAUUCGGUAUACCUUAAGUUCAUCAAGACUUGUAUUUCAUGUUUAAAAUAGUCUAUUCUUUAGUGUAGAAAACUUAUUGAAUUAUUAUUGUUAAAUAAUAAAAUGUCCAAGCUUCAUUAGGAUUUUUAUAUUUCUACAAUAAAAGAAAAGUUAUUCA